CGUGGCGAGCACAGGGGCCGGCACCAGGGGGUUAUCGAAGCAGCUGUCACGAUGCUGGGGUCCCUUGUGUUGAGGAAAACAGCACUGGCGCGGCGGCUCCUCCUUCAACUGCUUAGGUCUCCAUCGUUCCGGAGCCACCGAAGUCCCUACGGCCAGAGUGUGACCACCGGGCGCUGCGAGGAGCCGCAGUGGCUGAGGCCGGCCAUCGGGGGGCGUCCUGGAACAUCGCUGGCCUUGGUCACCUGCAGAGGGGCAGCCACCGGGGGGCGCCAGGGAGGAUGUGUCGAGACCCAGUGCCUCGCAGCUACCACAUGGGGACGCAUUCUUAGCCCCGAAGAAACACUCUCCGGACAGGACUGCUGGAAUGAGCUCCCCAACAGAGUCGGACUGGGCAUGUGGGCCCUGGCGACGGCGCUGGUGGUUCACUGUUACAGCAAGAGCCCGUCCAGCAAGGAUGCAGCUCUGAUGGAAGCUGCUCGUGCCAACAAUGUCCAAGAAGUCAGCAGGCUGUUGGCCGAUGGUGCAGACGUCAAUGCAAGGCACAGGCUUGGCUGGACAGCACUUAUGGUGGCAGCCAUCAGCCGAAACUACAGUGUGGUACAGGUCCUGCUUGCUGCUGGUGCUGACCCAAACCUUGGGGAUGAUUUCAGCAGUGUUUACAAGACCGCCAAGGAGCAGGGAAUCCAUUCUUUGGAAGAUGGGGGACAGGACGGUGCAAGCUGGCGCAUCACAAACCAGUGGACAAGUGCCCUGGAAUUCAGGAAAUGGCUAGGAGUCCCCACUGGCGUCCUGGUCACCCGAGAAGAUGACUUCAACAACCGGCUGAACAACCGUGCCAGCUUCAAGGGCUGCACAGCCCUGCACUAUGCUGUCCUUGCCGAUGACUACCGCACCGUCAAGGAGCUGCUUGAUGGAGGAGCCAAUCCACUACAGAGGAAUGAAAUGGGACACACACCCUUGGAUUAUGCCCGAGAAGGGGAAGUAAUGAAGCUUCUAAGGACUUCUGAGGCCAAGUAUCAGGAGAAGCAGCGGAAGCGUGAAGCUGAGGAGCGGCGCCGAUUUCCACUGGAGCAGCGGCUGAAGGAGCACAUCAUUGGCCAGGAGAGUGCCAUCGCCACAGUGGGUGCAGCAAUCCGGAGGAAGGAGAAUGGCUGGUAUGACGAAGAACACCCUCUGGUCUUCCUCUUCCUAGGAUCAUCUGGAAUAGGAAAAACAGAGCUGGCCAAGCAGACAGCCAAAUAUAUGCACAAAGAUGCCAAAAAGGGCUUCAUCAGGCUGGACAUGUCUGAGUUCCAGGAGCGGCAUGAGGUGGCCAAGUUUAUCGGAUCCCCACCAGGCUACAUUGGCCAUGAAGAGGGCGGUCAGCUGACCAAGAAGCUGAAACAGUGCCCCAAUGCCGUGGUGCUCUUUGAUGAGGUGGACAAGGCCCAUCCAGAUGUGCUUACCAUCAUGCUACAGCUGUUUGAUGAGGGCCGGCUGACAGAUGGAAAAGGGAAAACCAUCGACUGCAAGGACGCCAUCUUUAUUAUGACCUCCAACGUGGCCAGCGACGAGAUUGCACAGCAUGCACUGCAGCUGAGGCAGGAAGCUUUGGAGAUGAGCCAUCACCGUAUCGCCGAGAACCUUGGAGAUGUCCAGAUUAGUGACAAGAUCACCAUAUCAAAGAAUUUCAAGGAGAAUGUGAUUCGCCCCAUCCUGAAAGCUCACUUCCGGAGGGAUGAAUUUUUGGGACGAAUCAAUGAGAUCGUCUACUUCCUCCCCUUCUGCCACUCGGAGCUCAUCCAGCUAGUCAACAAGGAACUGAACUUCUGGGCCAAGAGAGCCAAGCAACGGCAUAACAUCACAUUGCUCUGGGACCGCGAGGUGGCAGAUGUGUUGGUCGACGGCUACAAUGUGCACUAUGGUGCCCGCUCCAUCAAGCAUGAGGUAGAACGCCGUGUAGUGAACCAGCUGGCAGCCGCCUAUGAACAAGACCUGCUACCAGGCGGCUGCACCCUGCGUAUCACUGUGGAGGACUCAGACAAGCAACUGCUCAAGAGCCCUGAUCUUCCCUCAUCCCAGGCCGAGAAGCGGUCACCCAAGCUGCGGCUGGAGAUUAUUGAUAAGGACAGCAAGACCCACAAACUGGACAUCCGGGCACCACUACACCCUGAGAAGGUGUGUCAUACUCUCUAGCAUCCACCUACCUGCCUAGUGCCCUCAACAUCCAAUAAAGGCCCCUCGGCUGUGGCAUGGCACCUGACCUACCUUUCCCUCAUACCUUAUUCCUCUCCGCCAGCCUGAGGCCUCUUACCUCCUCACAGCCCCUGCAAGACCCUCAUCAGCCCCAAAGUCCAAAGCAGGAAUUUUGAGCUUUCCUCCCCACUUUGCUGUGGGGCCAAAACUUGCUAACGAGUGUCCAGGAGGGGAGCUCCCCCUAUACCCCCUUUAAGGCAGAGAGGAAAAGGAGGUCCCUUAUCUCUGUCCUCCAACAUGAUCCCCAUGCCCCAUAGUCUCUGGAACUUCAUCACAUUUCCUGGAAGCUCAGAAGUACGGCAGCGAAGAACAAAUCUGGCUGGAAGAAGGCAGGGGCCAGACUGUGACCUGCCACCCUCUGCUAGCCCUUGGAAUGUCCUCCGAGAAUGGAGGCAGAGUACAGAGGCCCUGCAGUUUGGGCUGGGCCUACUUCUUUCCCAUGCCCUAAAAUUCCAAGGGGAAGGGACCCAUGGAACCCUUCCCCCUUCCGCUGCCAUAUCAUAGCCACUGUUCCUUCUCACCUCGCAUUCUGGGAUCAGGCCGGACCAGGCUUCUCCCGCCUUGGGACUAGGCCAAUGCAGAGCACCUCUAGGAAGAAGGCUGAGUGGGUCACCACCAUGGCCUAUGUUGGGACUGGGCAAUAGUACCAAGUGACCAAGUAAGCUCAGCUCUCUGGGGCCUCCUUCAGGAGACUAAUGACAUAGACCCUAGGGAGCUCUAGAGGGAAAGAUAGAGAUCAUGGUGUCUGCCUCAGUCCUGUCUACACUGCUCUCUCAGCUGAGCUUACCUGAAAUAAACAGCUCCCCCAUGCACUCUCCAUGUUACUUACUAAGCAGAAGGUCUGCACACCAUCCUCUGUGGUCCAGCCCAGCUUAGCUAGGCAUAGAAAGAUCUGGUGCGUCCUUGGGCAUCAUCUGCAGUAGCCCCCAUUGAUGAUCACCCCAUCACCAUCCCCCUGUGAGGCUGUUUUGAAACCCUUCUUUGGUGUUAGCUCAUCUCUUUCAGGAAGCAAAAAAUGGGGCCAGGAAUCAGAGUUCCCUGGGUGAUGGGAGAAUGUCAUGUAACAGUAUGGUGGGUAUAAAGCGGUCAUAAGCCAGGACUUGGGCUCUAGCAGGCACCACGUCGCCCCUCAAGGAGCUGUGUCUGCUGCUCCCUACCUCAGUGACUGCUGUUUUUUGUGUUUUUUUCUUAAUGUAGACUUACAGAAAGUUCCAAAAAUGGUAGAGUUCCCAUAUACCCUCACCUAGCUUCUCUUAAUAGGAACAUCUUAUUAAAACCAUGGUAUAAUUAUUAAAAUCAGGAAAUUAAUAUUGGUACAGUUCUUCUAACUAAUCUGUGGACAUUCAAAUUUUGCCAGUUGUUCUGCUACUGCUGUUCUUGUUCUGGUUCAGGACCCAAGGCAGGUUCCUGAUCCCACCUUGCAUUUUGUCAUCAUGUUUCCUACAUCUCCUUCAGCCUGACAGUUCCUCCGUCUUUCUUUGCCUUUCAUGACUUGGACACUUGAAAUGUCCAGGCCAGUCAUUUUGAGGAAUGUCCCUCAACGUGGGUUUGCCUUCUGUUUUCACGUGAUUAGACUGAGAGUCUGCAUUUUGGGCAAGACGACCCCAGAAGUAAUGCUGUGCCCUUCUCAGUGCCUCCUGGCAGAUAGUUAACUUUGGUCACAUGGCUGAGGUGAUAGGUGCCAAGUUUCUCCACUAUAAAAUUACAAAUUUCUCCUUUGAAAUUAGUAAGAAUCUUGGAAGGAGAUACUUUGAAGCAGUACAAAUGUCUUAUUUACCCUUAGAAUUUUGCCCACUGAUUUUAGCACCCAUUAAUGGUUCUUGCUUACAGCAAGUAUUAGUGUUUUAUUUGCCUAAUGAUGAUUUUCUGUUUACUUAUUCCACCAAUAUUUAUUAAGUGGUAUUCUACUGUAAGGAAGAGCUCUCUUUUCCCCCAUAUAUUUAUUCAAUAAUUUAUUUAUCUGAGUAUAAACUAAUGGAUAUUUGUUUUCUUCUGUGGAUUAUAAUCUAAUAUUAAC
Molecule: messenger RNA, 4252 nt
Organism: Pteronotus mesoamericanus
Lineage: Eukaryota; Metazoa; Chordata; Mammalia; Chiroptera; Mormoopidae
Gene: CLPB
Product: ClpB family mitochondrial disaggregase
Exons: 17
Coding region: 52-2175 (707 amino acids)
Biological process (GO): cellular response to heat
Cellular component (GO): mitochondrion; cytoplasm
Molecular function (GO): ATP binding; ATP hydrolysis activity; protein binding
Source: RefSeq, a predicted model, not a curated record